This is a messenger RNA of Ruditapes philippinarum (Manila clam), 2128 nucleotides long. RefSeq names its product proprotein convertase subtilisin/kexin type 5-like. Lineage: Eukaryota; Metazoa; Mollusca; Bivalvia; Venerida; Veneridae. Bases 136 to 1632 code for a protein of 498 amino acids. The record is from RefSeq and is a predicted model, not a curated record. The transcript is spliced from 4 exons.
UAAUGUUACAUGUCAUUGCGCAUUUUCGGAAAAUAAAGCUCGGAACGAUUACUCAUCUACGACAUAGCUAAAGUCACUUAGCAAAAAGGAAUCGGAAUAAAUUCGUUUAAAGCCUGGAAUUUGAAGAAAAGCAGCAUGCUUUUGUCGAUUAAAGCGCUUUUAUCUUUACUGGUUAUCUUUCGUUCUAUAUUAUGUGACAUGAAAUGCGAUGACGUAGACAUUUGUCCGAAAUACAAGCCAUAUUGUUCAAAGGUUGGUUGUGUGUUUGAAUGCCCAGGGCAAUUUUAUAUAAACGGUACAAAUUGUGUGUUAUCUUGUGGAGACUGGUAUAUACACGAUCAAAAAUGUGUUCAACAGUGCCCAGAAACAUGGCUCGUUAAGGAAUUACUCACAUUGCAUAAUGGUCAGGAGUACAUGGAGAAGAAAUGCGUGGAGAACUGUAGUACAUUUGAAUAUGUAUUUAACAAUACUUGUGUUGAGGCAUGUCCUUUAGAAUUCCCAUACGUAAAUAACCGUAACUGUAGCGCUCAUUGUUCAGAUGAAAAACAUUUACUACAGAAUUUUUCAAUUAAUUCAUUGACAUAUUUUAAAUGCGUUAGUGUAUGUCCUAGACUUGUUAAUGAUAUUUAUUGCACAGACAAAUGCGUUGAAAAGCUUGUGCUUAAUUCGACGUGUGUAGAGAAGUGUCCGGAAGCAUUUCCGUUUAUAUCAGAAAGGAAAUGUGUUGAGACUUGUCCAGACACAACAGUAUAUAUUGACAAAGACGUAUGCCUACAAAACUGCAGUAAAGAAACACCUUUCUUUAACAAUCAAACCUGUUUAAAGACGUGUCCGGAAAGCUUUUACACCACAAACCGAAAUGGAAUUAUUUUCUGUGAAGACAAGUGUCGUAACGGAGAGUACACAUAUAAAAACACCUGCCUUAAUUCAUGUGCCGAUGACGGUAAAAGAAAUUACUAUUUAUUUUACUUGAAUAAAACAUGCCAAGAGAAAUGUCCGUCAGACUAUCUUGAACAAAAAGAGGACUAUAACUAUAUUGGGAACUGUUGUCCGAAAGGAAAUGCAGCUUUAAAAGUUAAUGAAGGCAUUAAAUGCGUUGAUAAAUGUCCACCUAAGUAUGUUCGUUUCAAUGAUACAUGUCUGUCGAUAUGUCCGAAAUAUACUUACAAUUACAACGACUCCAGGUGCGUUUGUGAAUGCCCAAAGUCGGCUCCAUUAGGAUUAAGAGACGAAAAAUGGCGUUGCAUUAAAAGUUGUAGUGAAAGCUACAAAACAUUUAAAAACGGAAGUUGUAUAUAUGAAUCAGAUUGUGAUGAACCAUACUUUAUCUUUGGGACAAGCUGCAUCCUUUCUUGUCCUGAUGGUUAUUUCUGGUUACAAACAUGUAUAAAAAGAUGGGAUACGCCUGACACAACAAUUAUUGCUACUCUUCUUGGAGUGUGGGUUGUACUGUUAAUGUGGUCUAGAACUGCGCUUAAAGAAUACUUCAUUGUUUUAUCGAUGAUUCUGUUUAAGACAGACGAGAGUUACAAGAAACACAUGGACGAGAGUAUUGAUGAUGAAAAUGCAGAGACUACAGUCGACGAUAGACAACCUUUAGUCACGCAAGAUAAUGAAACUGAAGAGGUAUAGUCCUUUAAACAAAGACUAUAAAUAAACAGAAAACAGUUAGAAAUGUUAGCUAGAAGUUUGUAGUAACUAGUAACAUUGAAGAUUUUUUUCUUUUCUUUUUAAACUUGAUCAUUAAUCUAAAAGAUAUCUUAAAUGAAUAUGCGAUCAGUUUCACCACAAUGUGUACAGAUUGGCUGGAAAAAGCCUAUCAAACUUAUUAUAAAGGUUUGAAUUAAUUUUUCUUAACCUUUACUGGUUAAGAAAACAUUACAGGAGAAUAACUUUACUUAGGAAGUUUUGGGAAAUAUAUACAAAAUUCUGAAGGCUAGAAUAGACAAGUGAGUUGAAAUGAUAUAAUGAAUUUAUGACAAUAAGCCCUUAGAGGUUUUAAAUAAUUUUAACUAUUUAGGAGUUGUCUUUAACUAUACAGAUUCAUUUGCUUUGAAUUAUCAAAGUAUUGGUUUAAUCAAAUGUAAACAGAUGAUAUUAUUUAAAUAGGUAUUUAUCAAUGGAUAUG